AUGAAGCGCAACCACAAGCUCUCCAAUGCACUUUUGUCGACCGAGACAGCGUGGUACUGCGCAGCCGAGUUCCAUAAACAGGUCGAAGGAAAAGAACGAAGCAGGUCAUUAUCGCAAUUAAGUAGCGACGAGACUCUUUUGCAAGAUCAGCAUUCGAAAUGGAGUGAUAUUUCACACAUGCCACGAAAUUUUCUAUCUCAAGGGCAUGAGCUGGCAACUAAAGCAGAAAUAAGAAGUAACAAUAAUGAGACGAAAGGCCGAAUUUAUUCAAUGGAAAAUCUUCGUUUGGCCAUGUUAAUGAAGGAUACAAAGCUGCAGGAACGGGCUAAAAAGUAUGAAGCGCUCAUGCUCUAUACUGUAUGUGUAGCUUACGAUUUUAUGAUUGAGAUCAGGAAAAAAGCUCGACCGCGAAUCGUUCAAGACAUGCUGGCACUGGAACGACGCUACGCUGAGACAGCAUGCAAGGUGCAGAAAUGGUGGCGAGCACAUUUGCAUCAGAAGCUUUGGAGACUAUAUAUGAGACAAUGUGAAUCGGCAGUAUUGAUCCAAUGCCUAGCACGUGGUUUCUUAACUAGGCGAUGGGCUCAUAUUUGGCACGCAAACCGAGAGAUGCGUAUCACGAAGGUGCAGGCGUUAUUCCGUGGCCAUUUCGUUCGAAAUAGCUUUAUGCCUAAUCGGAAGCGCUGGGAGCGUUUCAACGCUUCUAAGAUUCAGUCUGCGGUCCGGAAGUAUCUUGCACAUCGCUUAUUUCGACAAUGUCAGCGGGAGACUGCAGCUCUACAUAUUCAGUCUUGCUGGCGAAGUAUUAUAUCGAGACGAAAAUCAGAUAUUUGCUGGCUGGAUGAUAAAAGUAUUGUAGUACAGCGAUGUCUUCGUGGAACACUCGCUCGACGAUUGUGUCGACAGAGGGUGAUACGGGAUAACAAAGCUAUCAUUGUGAUACAGCGAAUAUGUCGUGGAAUUAGAGCCCGAAAUCACAUCCUCACAAUCCUGCGUCAUAGGGAAGUUAGCAACAGGCAAGUGUAUAUCGCAGUUUUGAAGGCUGAAGAAGAAUGGCAUCGUGCGCAACGUGAUAAACUCCAGGUGAGACUUAGCCGUAAUCGGCUGAAAGAACGCGUUGCACAAUUAGAAUUUGACUAUUCCAUCAAGCAUGAACACAUCCAUGAUAUGGAACGUCUUUACCUUGAUAUGCAAACGCAACGCAUGCGAAUGUCCCCUCGAGCUAUCGAGCACGGGUGGGUUGAAGAAUUAGAGGCAAAAUUGAAACAACAGCGAGCGCUCAUCACCGAGCUUAAACACGAGAACAUAUUCGAGCUCGGUUUGGAGUUGAAGUUUAAAGAAAAAGAGCUUACCGAUAUGCUGCGACAAAUUACCUUAAUUGAAGAAAAACGACAACAGUUUGAAACUUGGCAAAACGAAGAGUAUGCCGAUUGCUGUGAGUAUGAGUCUAGAAUUUUCUUUGAGGAAAAAAUUCAACAAAGACGUCAGCGGGUUGCCGAAAUUCGACGCCAAUGGCAGUAUCAAUUCUAUCCAACUAAUGGCAAACGCGACAGUCGUUGGCGUGGAAGUUGCAGGUCUCUAGGUGUGAUCGACGCUGCUAGAGAGAAGAAUUUCACUUGUAGUGGGUUUACAGACGUCUCCGCGCAAGUGCAAGGCGAAUGGCUUCGUCCGCAAGUAGUACCGUCAAAUAAACAAAUUUUCAUCAGCAGAGUAGGUACAAACGAUAUUAUUGGCCAUCUAGCAGACCAAGUUGCGCUCACUGUUGCAACGGCUCAGAUAGAGCAGAUACAGGUGCUGUUUGAUCCCGUCUCAAGCGAUGUUGAAAGAACAUCUGAUAAAAUUCGGACGCUGUGA
Plasmopara halstedii is the source of this 1854-nucleotide messenger RNA. Its product is annotated as myosin v. Gene Ontology annotation, molecular function: protein binding. Lineage: Eukaryota; Oomycota; Peronosporomycetes; Peronosporales; Peronosporaceae. The record is from RefSeq and is a predicted model, not a curated record. Bases 1 to 1854 code for a protein of 617 amino acids. The transcript is spliced from 6 exons.